UCGUCCAUUCCGCUUCCUUUGCUCACCUUCCCACCCGUCACCCGCCUUUUCUCUCUCCCCUCUCGCAGCUCACCCAAUCUUUUGCGGCCCCCCGAGCAUGGAUUGCGUGGAACAUGUCCUAGAACAGCUUACAAUCCUAUUUUAGCACGUCGUUAUUCCAAUCCAACGCACCAACUACCCACCACCGCGCUGCCGCAGUUCUCUGCCGUCUCCCGUCGCGCAGACCCUCCAAAAUCGACUCUCCCGACCGACUCCAACAAUCCCAAUCACAGGCGUCAUCGCCGCCAUGAAGUCUGCAAAGCCCAUCAUGGCCGAUUCGUCAUCGCAAAGACGGGCACAGCCUGUUCGACAGACCAGAACCAACCCUCCUCGCGCCUCUCUCCUCGCUGGCCGCCCGAGCGGCUCUGCCGAUGACCUCUUUUCUCGACCACCAGGCGAUCAACCCAUCGACAUCUUCCCAGCUAUAACACACUUUGCCGAUACUGUCACGGCCUUACCGCGAGAGCUCGUCCGCCACUUUACACUUCUCAAGGAGGUAGAUGCCAAAAUCUUCACUCCUCAGGAACAGCUUUUCAAACUCGUCUCGGCUGCCACCAGCGGCGAGUUCCCAGAGUCGCGACCAGCCCCAGAUGCAACGAGCAAUGCUGCCCCGACCUCGGCACCAAUGAGUGCCCAGGGCAGUUCACAUAGCCACGCGCCAAAUGGUACUCCCUUACCCGGUCCCCCGGACGAUUCGACAGCUGCCUUGGGUGUCUUCGACCCUUCCAACAUCCCUAAGAGGCAGCUCUACAGACAAAUUGCUUUCAAAAUCCAGGAAAUGCUGGUUUCUCUGGAGGAAAAAAACCAUGUCAUCUCUACAGCCAACGAUGCCCUACAGCGGCAGUUGGCGCGUGUCAAUGAUGUGUGGCCGUACCUGGAGAACGAAUUCAGCGACGAAGCCAAAUGGGGCAGUACCACACAUUGGGCGUAUCCUGAAAAUAGAAGCGGCCGAUCUCAGCCGGAGAAGUUGAGGCGCGACGGUGCCGCUGCCAUUUCAGCAGCAGCUCAAGCCCUCGCCGACGAGGCUGCUGCGCGAAGCGAUGCCAGGAAGCAGGCGCUUCAGGCCAAACGAAGCAUGAAGAACAACCAGUUAGAAUCAGACAUGGAUGAUCUUGACAAGCCGAAAAAAUCUAGCAAGGCCAGACGCGCAACUGAUAACGAUAGUGUGGGUUUGGGCAUCAGCGGUGCCGCCAACGGUAACCCCCAAAAACGACGCAAAACAGAAAAGGGUAUCAAUGGAGGUGUUGCAAUGGAGCGCUCUAUUAGCAGUGCCCUCAGCGCAGCAUCGAAAGCCAAGACUGGAAGCCCGCGGGGGACACCAGCCCCCGACGGAGCAAAGAAGCGCAAAGCUCUACCUACGGGCGGAGCACAGACAAAGAAGAAGAACGGCUUACCAACGAAAACGCCGUCUGCCGUUUCUUCUCCAGUGCUCGGCUUGCACCCCGAUCCUAAAGCUCGUGGCUCUCCAGUCAUGACAAGUGCGCCUCGCCCUACGACCUCUCGAGCACGACAAAACUCUAUAUCCGAGCAUGGCAAACAGCGUCCGCUGUCUUCUGCUUCUAAUCAGGUCAAUGGCAAUGCAGCCGUUGCCUCGGACGAAGCUAGUACAAAUGGCGCUAGCCGAGCUGAUGCAGUGGCAAAGGAUAGUGCUGCGUCAACGAAGUCCGAAUCUGUCAAGGGCGAAAAUGAGGCCACUGAAACUGCCCCAGUCUAUCAGCCAUCAAGUAGAAGGGAGAGUAGAACCGAGGACGUAGUCCCUAAGGUUGAAACCGCCGUUCAACCUCCGAUACCUCCGACUGUUACAACCAAGAGCGGACGAGCGAGUAAACCGUCUACCCCAGCAAUUGCAACAUUUCAGGAAGCUGCAUUGGCUCGAUCGACAAGGACAAGAGAGAGCAAUGGUGUUCGCAAGAGUCACAAGAAGACGAAUUCGUCGGCUAGAAUUAGUGCCCAGCUUGCCGAGCAGGACAAUGGGCGCAUUCAGGAAGAUGAUGAAGAAGGUGACAUUGAUGGCGACGAGCCCACGUACUGUUACUGCAAUAGCGUCAGCUACGGCGAAAUGGUGGCUUGCGAUUCAGACGACUGUGCUCGAGAAUGGUUCCAUCUUGCUUGUGUGGGAUUGAAGGUCGCACCCGGUUCAAAGACAAAAUGGUAUUGCGAAGACUGCAAAGAACGCCUCAAGCUCAAUGGCAAGAAGACUGGCUCUCGAUAGCAGAUGACAACGGACGUGGACGUGGGGAUGCUAAUCAAACAGAGAGAUGGCGGUGUUUUAUAUUUUGGUUAUGAUGAGGCGUUCAAUUUGAUCUAUGGCUUUGUAUCUGGACUGUUUGCUUUCUCUGCGUUUCAAUUGAGAGCAAAGAAGAUCACCAAUUGUGCAUAGUGGUUUGCUCAGGACUGAUGACGGCGUACAGCAUGGAUCGCAUGCUCUGUGGCUGUCUUUGUAUUCACAGAUUUUGCAGGAUCCUUGGUUUGUGGAAAAAGACAUUUCUUAUAAUUGCAUUUAUGUAUAGUCUAUUAUAGGCACUUCCCUAUUUAAAAUCGAGACGACUCAAGAAAUAGCUGUAUAGUGAAUCGUUCACCUGUGAAAGGUGUUUUGUGC
Messenger RNA from [Torrubiella] hemipterigena, 2638 nucleotides. The record is from the annotation of a GenBank genome assembly. NCBI's taxonomy places the organism in Eukaryota, Fungi, Ascomycota, Sordariomycetes, Hypocreales, Clavicipitaceae.